This is a messenger RNA of Prionailurus viverrinus (fishing cat), 3940 nucleotides long. It is a transcript of the gene VILL, whose product is annotated as villin like. NCBI's taxonomy places the organism in Eukaryota, Metazoa, Chordata, Mammalia, Carnivora, Felidae. The coding region runs from base 1136 to 3811 and encodes 891 amino acids. Gene Ontology annotation, biological process: barbed-end actin filament capping; cytoskeleton organization; actin filament severing. The record is from RefSeq and is a predicted model, not a curated record. The transcript has 20 exons. Gene Ontology annotation, molecular function: phosphatidylinositol-4,5-bisphosphate binding; actin filament binding. Gene Ontology annotation, cellular component: cytoplasm; actin cytoskeleton.
GAGGGAGAAGGAGACUGCCUGGAGGAGAGAGGGGGUGCUGGAGAGAGCGGCCCCCCUCCCCGUGAGCAUCCCUGCCCCCGCCACCCAGGUUACAUGGGGAUGAGGGCCUCAGGCCCUGGGCGCCUGAGAAUUUGGCUCCCCAGGCUGGAACCCAGCCCCUGUGGGUGCUGCUGACCCUGCCUGGUGAAAGUAACCCCGGGCCCAACCUUCUGGCCUCCAGUUGGACUCUCCUGUCCCCCACGGGCCCCUGGUGGCCAGCCACGCUUCCUGUCACCCUGUCGCGCUUUCACGCUGUCACAUGCUCUACAGCCCGUAGUUUGUACCUCUGUACCUCUGGUCACCGCCCACCUGUGCCCCGGUCGCCGUCGCUACCCAUCACCGCCGAAUGUCACCAUGCCGCCUGUCCCUCAGCGGCAUCGCACGUUUUCUGGUGCUUGGGACCACCUUUACGCGACCACCGGGCCCGCUUGUCACGCACGUCUCCGCCACACCCAAAGGCACGUACUGCAAGAGCAGUCGCGGGUGCCGUCAGAGCACAGGGUGACCCCGCUCCCCGUCCCCCUGCACUCGGUGCGCAACAGGCUCCGUCCGCUCCACGGCUGUUCACCGAGAACCUGCUGGGUGGCGGGCGGGCGGCUGGUUGCUGGCGGGUCAGCGAGAGCACAAGCCCCCGGCCCUGGCAGCCCUCCGCGCCAGCGAGGGAGGGCGUGGCCACGGCCUCGGCGGCCCCGGAGCCUUCGAGGGCAGCUCUAACCCUGGGCGGCCCCCUCCCCCACCCCGCGCUUCCAGAGGCCGCGAGAGGGUUGGGAGUUUCCCCCAGUCAGCGGUGAGCUCACCGGGGCCGGGAGCCCAGCCCUCAGCGUCCUGGACAAAGGUGGAAGGAAUGCAGGCUGUUCGGCAUGAGUCACAGAGGCCUCUGCCUCUCUCGGACUCUCCCACCGAGUCCGCCCCGGGGGCCGUGCAGGGUCAGCAGAGCCACAAGGGUUCCUGCGGGGAGAAGAGAGGAGCGAACGCUCGCUGGGGGUCCCUAGGAAGGAGGACUUCAGACGGAAGUGACUUGUGGGGCAAAGCCGCAGCGACAAGCAGAGCUGCAGCCGGCCGGAUUUAGGUUAGAUGGAAGAAAGAACUCCAACGGAUGAAGGGACGACCGGACCUCACACACAGGAUGGACGUCAACAAGAGCCUCCCAGCCACUGACAGCCGCAGGGACCUCCACGUAUGGAUCAUCGAGAGGGUCAUGGAGGGAAGGUGGCUGGGGGACGGUCCUGCUGAGCUGUCACUAGGCACCCUCCUCUCCCAGGACCUGAGGAUGGCGCCAGUCCCCGAGAAGGCUUAUGGGAACUUCUUCGAGGAGCACUGCUACAUCGUCCUCCAUGUUCCCCAGAGCCUCAAGGCCACGCAGGGGGCGUGCAGCGACCUGCACUACUGGACGGGGAAGGAGGCGGGCGCCGAGGCGCAGGACGCGGCCGAAGCCUUCGUGCAGCAGCUGCAGGAGACGCUGGGUGGCGCCACCGUGCAGCACCGGGAGGCGCAGGGCCACGAGUCCGACUGUUUCCGCAGCUACUUCCGCUCGGGAAUCAUCUACAGGAGAGGGGGCCUGGCCUCUGCCCUCACGCACGUGGAGACCAACCUGUACAACAUCCAGCGACUGCUGCACGUCCAGGGGAGGAAGCACGUGUCGGCCACCGAGGUGGAGCUCUCUUGGAGCAGCUUUAAUAAGGGGGACAUCUUCCUGCUGGACCUGGGCAAGGUGAUGAUCCAGUGGAAUGGGCCUGAGACCAGCAUUCCUGAGAAGGCACGGGGCCUGGCCCUGACCUGCAGCCUCCGGGACAGGGAGCGCAGUGGUCGCGCACAGAUUGGCGUGGUGGAUGAUGAAGUUGAAGCCACUGAUCUCAUGCAGAUCAUGGAAGCCGUGCUGGGCUGCAGAGUGGGUAACCUGCCUGCCACCAGGCCCGACAAGAGUGUUAACCAGCUGCAGAAAGCCAGCGUCCGUCUCUACCAUGUCUGUGAAAAGGAUGAGGACUUGGUGAUCCAGGAGUUGGCGACCUGCCCACUAACCCAAGACCUACUGCGGGAAGAGGACUACUAUAUCCUGGACCAGGGUGGUUUCAAGAUCUACGUGUGGCAGGGACGCCUGUCCAGCCUCCAAGAGAAAAAGGCUGCCUUCAGCCGGGCUCUGGGCUUCAUCCAGGCCAAAGGCUACCCGACCUACACCAACGUGGAGGUGGUGAACGACGGCGCCGAGUCGGCCUCGUUUAAACAGCUCUUCCAGUCUUGGUCUACCAAGCAGCGCGGGAACAAGAACUUCGCCAGGCUAAGUAAAUCGAUUCAGGUAAGGCCGGAUGUGGGCAAGCUGCAGAGUCAGCCUGAGCUAGCUGCCCAGCUCAGGAUGGUGGACGACGCUUCCGGGAAGGUGGAGGUGUGGUGCAUCCAGGACUUAGGCAGACAGCCCGUGGACCCCAAGCGUCAUGCACAGCUGUGUGCAGGCAACUGCUACCUCGUCCUCUACACCUACCAGAGGAUGGGCCACAUCCAGUAUAUCCUGUACCUGUGGCGGGGCCACCGCGCCACCACACGUGAUGUCAAAGCCCUGAACUGCAAUGCCGAGGAGCUGGACCUCAUGUACCGGGGAGCCCUGGUGCAGGAGCACGUGACCAUGGGCAGCGAGCCCCCUCACUUCCUCGCCAUCUUCCAGGGCCAGCUGGUGGUCUUCCAGGGGCACACGGGGCAUGAUGGGAAGGAGCAGCCAGCACCUGCCACAAGGCUCUUCCACGUGCAAGGCACCGACAGCUGCAACACCAGGACCGUGGAGGUACCAGCCCGCGCCUCAGCCCUCAACUCCCAUGACAUCUUCUUGCUGGUCACAGCUAGCAUCUGCUACCUCUGGUUUGGAAAGGGCUGCAGCGGUGACCAGCGAGAGAUGGCGCAGACGGCGGUCUCUGCCGUCUCUGGGGAGAACAAGGAAACGGUGCUGGAGGGUCAGGAGCCUCCCGGCUUCUGGGAGGCCCUGGGAGGCCCGGCUCCCUACCCCGGCAACAAGAGGCUCCCCGAGGACGUCUCCGGCUUCCAGCCCCGACUGUUUGAGUGCUCCAGCCACAUGGGCCACCUGGUCCUCACGGAAAUGGUGUUCUUUAGUCAAGAGGACCUGGACAAGUAUGACAUCAUGUUACUGGACACCUGGCAGGAGAUCUUCCUGUGGCUCGGGGAAGCUGCCAGCAAGUGGAAGAAGGAGGCGGUGGACUGGGGCCAGGAGUACCUGAAGACCCACCCGGCAGGGAGGAGCCCCGCCACGCCUAUCGUGGUGAUCAAGCAGGGCCAUGAGCCCCCCACCUUCACUGGAUGGUUCCUCGCUUGGGACCCCUACAAGUGGACUAACGACCAGUCCUACAAGGAGGUGGUGGAUGGCAGCCUGGGAGCAAUGCCAGCCAUAUGUGAGAUAACAGCCGAACUCAACGACUUCCAGCUGUCUAGAGGGCCAAGCAAUGGCGGGGCAGACCCUUUGACCCUGCAGACCCUCAAGGGCUCCCAGGACGGCUCAGGGAAUGAGCUGCAGCCAGGACCCAAGGCAGGUGACGCCAGCACCAACAGCCACCACAGCAGCCCCAGACCCACCAUCAAUGGGAGCCUGCCCCGCGAACGGCUAAUGCAUCAGGCUGUUGAGGACCUGCCAGAGGGUGUGGACCCGGCCCGCAAGGAGUUCUAUCUCUCAGACUCUGACUUCCAAGAGAUCUUUGGGAAGUCCAAGGAAGAAUUCUAUAGCAUGGCCAAGUGGAGGCAGCAGCAGGAGAAGAAGCAGCUUGGCUUCUUCUGAACCCAGGCCCUGCCCGUGUCGGUGCCACUAACGUAGCCAAGACCCCCAGGGGUGCCUUCCCAGCACGCCCCUGAGCCCCCGGGGACACCCCGCUGGCAUUCCCCCGUCAAUAAAAGUCCGUGGCCCUCA